Xyrauchen texanus (razorback sucker) is the source of this 3158-nucleotide messenger RNA. RefSeq names its product MINDY lysine 48 deubiquitinase 1 (gene mindy1). The transcript is spliced from 10 exons. The coding region runs from base 988 to 2628 and encodes 546 amino acids. NCBI's taxonomy places the organism in Eukaryota, Metazoa, Chordata, Actinopteri, Cypriniformes, Catostomidae. Gene Ontology annotation, cellular component: cell periphery; cytosol. Gene Ontology annotation, biological process: protein K48-linked deubiquitination. Gene Ontology annotation, molecular function: K48-linked deubiquitinase activity; cysteine-type carboxypeptidase activity; cysteine-type deubiquitinase activity. The record is from RefSeq and is a predicted model, not a curated record.
GGCAAAAACAAGAUUACGGAAAGAGAGUGAAGAGAGAGAGAGGGAGAAAGAGAGAAAUAAAGAGAGGGAGAGAGAGAAAGACGUGCGCCUGCAUCAGCCGGAGAUCUAAACCUGUGGAUUUAAGCCCGACAGACUCACAAUUUGUAUUUAUUUCACAGUUUAUAUCUCUGGAAUAAAGCUGAGCUUUUUAAAGAACCAAAUGUCUGCACGAAAGGUCUCAAUGAGUUGGAAAGGUUUGUAAAGUUUAAAAGCUGAUACCAGGGAUACAAUCUUGACCUCCAGUGAUUCACCCCUCAACAAUCAGCUGAAAGAGCUGAAGAGCGCUGCUUCUCUGCUGACACGUUGGAUUUGCUUCUGGGUUGUUCUUUGAGCAUAUGUUACUAUUCAGAAAAUAAUUGGCAAACUAUUUAUUUUCCAGAGCAGGGCUCAUAUUUAUGCCCACUUCAGAGUUAUAAAGUUAUGUAUUGGGUUUCGCCUGUUUGUUCACAACGUGUUCGUAAUUGCUGACAUGCCCUGUGUGUGGUCAAAGUAAGCCGACUCUGUGACUCAGCGACUCAGCUGCUCUCUGAAUUGGGUAACACAGAAACAACACUGCUAGGACUGUUUUGCUCAGUUCAUUCUCUUGUGAUGGAUGUGGAAUGAAAGCAGACUUGUCAAGGAAGUCCCACGGUUUGUUUUUUUUAUUUAAAAAGGAAUUUAUGCAUUGCGUCUUUCAACUUUUUGCCUAAAGUCAGAAAUAAAGCCAUUAUUUUUAAAUACAAAGAGUGAAUCUUGGAAAAGUCACUCAGCCAACUCUAAAGGACUUGCUAAAAGUGCUAAAACUCAGGAAAAUUAAGUAAACAAAAAUUGUUUUGGGGGGAAAUAAACCGUCACUGCCAGGAUAUAUUUGGUCAAAAUAUUUUUUUCUAAAAACAUAUUUGCUUUUCAUUUAAGUUUGAAUUGAGCUUGUUAGUUGUAAGGAAACAUUAAUAACUCUUGUGUCAGGUCAUGGCAGAUUCUUGCUCCGAUACCAUUGAUGGUGAGGUUUUAGGCAUUUCUGAAGGACAGAAGUUUAAUACAACCAAAAAUGAGGACUUUGACCCUGCCAGACUACAAGAGAAGAAAAUCAGCCAAGAAGAGGUUGUGGGUUCCACUGAGCAUGGGAGUACACAUGAUGGAAGUACUCCAUGUGUUACGAAAGACGACAGGACACCAUGCAAGGAUCCUCCUCCAACCUCAUCGUCUCUUGAAGAUGAAGCUAAAACGGCUCCGUCGGUCUCAGUGACCAGUAGGAGCCAAGACAAGACUGAUGAUUCUGAGAUCAUCAAUAGCCAAUCCUACACACCCAGCCAAUCAGAAGUGACGCCCACUUUCUCCAUGGCUAGUCUGGAAUUCUCAGAGGAGACUAAUGGGAUACCUCCUGAUGGACCUUUGAUUUCAUCUAAAUCUGCUCAGGAUCGUGAUUACAAGUUUUCACCUGAUCAAGUUGCCUCUCAGGAGGGGGAUGAUGCUGGGGUCUGUGGUGGGGCAGCUGCAAAGGUUAUGGCAUCAGAGCCGACCAUGCCAGCGUAUUAUUUUGUCAAAUGGAUCACCUGGAAAGAGAAGAAGACAGCGAUCAUCACACAAAGCGAGAAUGGACCUUGCCCGCUGAUAGCCAUCAUGAACAUACUGUUGUUGCGUUGGAAGGUGAAGUUUCCUGCUCAGACAGAGGUGGUCACCACAGAAGAACUAAUGGCUCACCUUGGUGAAUGUGUGCUGUCCAUCAAACCGAGAGAGAAAGCAGAGGGUAUGGAGCUCAAUUUUCAACAGAACAUGAGUGAUGCGAUGGCUGUGCUGCCAAAGUUGUCAACAGGCCUCGACGUUAAUGUGCGUUUUACGGGUGUGUCUGAUUUUGAGUACACUCCUGAAUGCAUCGUCUUUGAUCUGCUCGACAUUCCACUCUACCAUGGCUGGCUCGUAGACCCGCAGAGUCCUGAAAUGGUGUCUGCAGUGGGAAAACUGAGCUACAACCAACUGGUGGAGAAGAUAAUAGACUUCAAGCUCUCAACAGAUAGCAGUCAAGUCAGUGAAGGUUUGAUAGCAGAGCAGUUUUUGGAGUCCACAGCAACCCAGCUGUCAUAUCACGGCCUGUGUGAGCUCAGCACAACAGCCAAGGAGGGCGAGCUGUCUGUGUUUUUCAGAAACAACCACUUCAGUACCACGAUAAAGCACAAGGGUCACCUCUACAUACUGGUCACAGAUCAGGGUUUCCUGCAGGAGGAGAAUGUGGUGUGGGAGAGUCUUCACAAUGUGGAAGGGGACGGAAACUUCUGUGACUCAAACUUCAGAUUGUGUCCCCCAUCCCAGAAACCCUCAGCAGCCAGCCAACCCACCUCACAGCAACAGCAGCAAAUGCAGAUUGAUCAGGACUAUCUGGUGGCGAUGUCUCUGCAGCAGGAGCAGGGUGAAGCUCCUGGACCCUUGAGUGAUCUGGAGCUGGCCAGACAACUGCAGCAGGAGGAGUACCAGCAACCUCAGCAGCAGCAGCAACAACAAAAGCAGCAGCAGCAACAACCCUCUGCAGGACAGAUGAGAGGUCAGGCCACCGCUCAACACGGAGCACAGAGGCGUCGAGACAAGAAGGAAGACUCUGAUUGUUGCAUUCUUUAAAUGCACUCGCGUUUUAAAGUUAAAGUCCACUCGCCACCAUAAUCAGACUCAGCUUCAGUUAACAUCUUUCUUCUGUACUUCUGUUGAAACAAGGGACAUUUCUAGACCUGUCGUCCCAAUGCCAAGCCUGCCUUUCCUGUACAGUUGUCCUUCUGUUUUUGCCUUUCCAUUAGCCUCAUGGUUUGAACUGUUGCUCAUCAUUGUCUUCUGGACCAAAUAAAAAGGUAGCAGUUGUUUCUGAACACUAAUGAGCGUUUUUCUGAGUGCUAGUAAGGACCUAACUAUACCAGGUUAAAGUAUUUGAAGAACUGUAACAGUAAAUAAUCAGGUAUUGUUAUAAGACUUUAAUAUUAUACUGAAAUACUACUGUCUGAAGUUGAUCUGUAAAGUUACUUGCCAUCAGCUUUUCAUCUAAAAGUGAUGUACAGUACACAGUACUCUGUGCUUUGAUUUGGGGCUCUGGGGUCCUUUUAAGCUGAGACAAUAAAAUAUACCUUUUCUGUGUUAAUAUGAAAUGUGUGGCUUUUGAU